AAUUAAUUAAAAGUAUUUUGCAAAAUUUUAUAAAUUAAUGAGACACAGUUGUACGAAUGACGUAAUACGACUUUUAAAGGAUAAUAAUCAUUUUCAAAAAUAAAAAUGAGUUCCAUAAUUCGACGAAGAUUUCGUGUAUUUAUAAAUUCAGUUACUCGAUACCAAAAAUCUAUCACUUUUAAGCGAAAACAGCAGACUUUUGCUGCAUUAAAUUCUACAACAGAAACUCAUCAGGUAACCAAUGACGUGGUACCUGUCUUUAAACAUGCUGCGCAAUAUUCUGAUCGAACAGCAUUACGUGAUUUGCAUGGAGACUACACUUAUAGAGGUUUAUUAUUGAGUGCAAAACAGUUUGCAAAUGAAUUAAAUGAAAUAUUAGGAGAAGGAACUCAAGAAAGAGUAGCAUUUUUAUUACCCAACGAUGCAAGCUAUGUUAUUACGCAAUGGGCAUGUUGGAUCAGUGGUCAAAUAGCUAUACCCUUAAAUGAUCAACACCCACCAACUGUUCUCGACUACUACAUCAAAGAUUCGGAUGCAAAAGUUUUUAUAACGACACAAGAGCAUUUACCAGUUGUAGAACCACUUUUAGCUAAAACUAAGCGACAUUUAAUAGUUUUUGAUAAUGUAUUAAGAUCUAUAGCAAUGAAGGUGGAUGAAAAGGUAGCAAAUAAUAAAGAUGAUUCCCAACACGAUUUUGGAAACUUAAUAGACGCUGGUGUUACAGGUGAUUUUUAUAAUAAGAGCGAUGCUUUGAUUAUUUAUACGUCAGGAACAACCAGUAAACCAAAAGGAGUUGUUCUCAGUCAUAAAAAUAUUUAUACACAAGUGAAUUCUCUAAUCAGCGCAUGGAAUCAUACGGAUAAAGAUAUUUUUCUACAUACUUUACCGCUCCAUCAUGUGCAUGGUAUCAUCAAUGUUCUUCUGUGUCCAUUGUAUGUCGGUGGUCGUUGUGUUAUAUUACCAAAGUUUUCUGCCUCUGGAGUAUGGAGUGAACUCACCGCUGUGAAUUUACAGAAUACUGAUAGGAUUAAUGUAUUUGCAGCAGUGCCUACAACAUAUAAGAAAUUAAUAGACGAAUAUGAUCAAUUAUUUACGAAAAACAACAAAAUCAAAGAGUAUAUAUACAAUGUGUGUAGUACUAAAAUUAGAUUGAUGAUAAGUGGAUCAGCGCCUCUUCCAAAACCAAUCUUUGAUCGGUGGGAAGAAAUCACAGGACAUCGGCUACUUGAAAGAUAUGGUAUGUCUGAAGCUGGCAUGAUGUUGUCAAAUCCUCUUGAAGGAGAACGAAUUACAGGAACUGUAGGAACUCCGUUACCAGGUGUAGAAGUUCGUUUAACUAGAUUCCAGUCUAAUAAAAGUGAAAAGAAUGAACCGAAAGUUCUUGUACAUGGUAAUGCAAAGUCAAGCCAAGUAUUUACUAGCUCUACUAAUUCUAUAAUCGGUGACUUACAAGUUAAGGGAGAUGCUGUAUUUAAAUAUUAUUGGAAUAAACCAGAAGCUACAAAAGAAUCUUUUACCAAAGAUGGAUGGUUUAAGACAGGUGAUACUGUUAUGUAUGAAAAUGGUAUUUAUAAAAUAUUAGGGCGUAGUUCAGUGGAUAUUAUUAAAAGUGGUGGAUAUAAAAUUAGCGCACUUGAAGUAGAAACUGCCAUUCUAGGGCAUCCAAAUAUUGUUGACUGCAUAGUUGUUGGAGUGGAUGACUUAACAUGGGGUCAAAAAGUGGCUGCAAUUGUGGUUCUCAAGGAAGGUACGCAGUUAAUUUUAUCUGAACUUCGUGAAUUUGCAAAGAAAACACUACCUGCCUAUUCCGUACCUACAAUAUUAAAAGUGGUAAACAAAAUAACAAAAAACAAUAUGGGCAAGGUCAACAAAACCCAAAUCGUACACCUACUUUUUCCAAAAGAAACAAAAUCAUAAAAAAUGAAAAAAAUUAUUAAUAUGCUCAUAAUUUCUUAUAAAAUUAUUUUAUAUAAUUGUGUCUGAUAUUUUUCCAAGUAUUUAAGAUCGACAACCGGUUACUUUAUGACUAUUUUCGUUGAUCGUUAUUAACGAAAUUAAGUAGAAUACAAUAUUAAAUAUUUAAAAGGAUUACUAAAAAAAAAGAUUAAUUUUGAU
Molecule: messenger RNA, 2115 nt
Organism: Ceratosolen solmsi marchali
Lineage: Eukaryota; Metazoa; Arthropoda; Insecta; Hymenoptera; Agaonidae
Product: Acyl-CoA synthetase family member 3
Exons: 9
Coding region: 106-1917 (603 amino acids)
Biological process (GO): fatty acid metabolic process
Molecular function (GO): medium-chain fatty acid-CoA ligase activity
Source: RefSeq, a predicted model, not a curated record